UCUAUAAGAAUCAUUCUCUUAACUAACAACAUUCUUACUCUUCGAAUGGAGACUCAAUUAUUAUUGUUGUUAUUACUGAGUGCUCUUGCUCUCAUCAUUUAUGCAUUCAAAUCUUCCAAAACCAACCUUCCACCGGGAAGUUUCGGAUGGCCAAUCAUUGGCGAAACGAUCGCCUUCAUGAAAGAGCAGCAACAACACUUUGUGGGCGAAAGAAUGAAAAAACACUCCACAAAGCUCUUUAAAACCAGCAUAUUCGGCGAGCGGAUGGUUGUUUUAUGCGGCACUGCCGGUCACAAGUUCAUCGCCACCAACGAGGAAAAGCUUUUUCUUGCAUGGCGACCACUAUCCAUGCAGAAGCUCUUCCGCUCUUCCUACCUAAAAGCCGCUGCCACAGCCAUCGUACCGCAAGCAGACGUAAUCCAAAUCUACCGUGCCCCGGGCUUUUUGAAGCCCGAGGCUCUGGUGAAGUACAUAGAAACUAUGGACUCUUUGGUUCAAGAACAUUUGAAGCUUCACUGGGAAGGCAAAACCACGGUUGAGGUAUAUAAACUUGCUCAGCUACUUGUCACGAGUUUGUCCGCUCGCUUCUUCACUGGACUGCAUGACAAUGAGCGCACGGAAAAGUAUGCCCAGUUGAUGGAUGUUCUCACUUCAGGGCUGCAUACUAUUCACAUCAACAUUCCCGGAACCACGUUUCAUCGAGCAAUGAAGGCGGCGAAGGCAUUGAGGAAGGAGGUUUUGUUGUUGAUUGAGGAGAAGAAAGCGGCUGCUGCCAGUGGAGUCCAAACGCACGACAUCUUGUCUUUCAUGCUAUUUAACCCGGACCCCACUGGAAGGUUCUCAUCGGAGAAUGAAGUUGCUGAUAAAUUUAUGGGUUCGAUGGUGGCUGCGUUUCACUCACCUUCCAUGGUUACAGGUUUCCUCUUCAAAUAUCUUGGAGAAAGACCUGAAAUAUGUGACAAAGUUCGUACAGAACAAUUGGAGAUCGCAAGUUCAAAAAAGUCUGGCGAGGCACUGAUCUGGGAAGAUAUACACAAGAUGAAAUAUUCCUGGGGUGUGGCACUUGAAGUUAUGAGGCUGGUACCACCUCUCCAAGGAACAUUUAGGGAGGUUGCUACUGAAUUCACGUAUGAAGGUUACACAAUUCCAAAAGGGUGGAAGGUGUUUUGGUCGGCAAGCAGCACGAAUAAAAUCCCUGAAUACUUUCCGGAUCCGGAAGAGUUUGAUCCGACUAGGUUUGAGAAUGGAAAAACUCCUCCGACUUACUCUAACAUCCCAUUUGGCAGCGGCCCUCGAAUUUGCCCGGGAAAAGAAUAUGCUAGACUCCAACUUAUGUGCUCCCUUCAUCACAUUGUCACAAAAUACAAGUGGGAAGUAAUAAAUCCAAACAGCAAGAUUGCAGGUGGUUUGAAUCCAGUUCCAGAAGAAGGCAUUCACAUUCGCAUCCAACCAUAUUUGCCCCAACAGUAAACUAUUUGGACGCACAAAAUUAGACGCACUUCCUAAUAGAGUGGAACCUGUCAUUGUAUGUGGAUCUCACCUGAAUUAGAAAGUGAGUCGAUCAGUGUGUUAGUAUUAUAUGUCCAAUUAUCACCAUCCUUCGUCUAAUGUUAGUGCAUCAGUAAUAAUACAUGCUUUCAUGUUUGUUUA
Molecule: messenger RNA, 1650 nt
Organism: Malus domestica (apple)
Lineage: Eukaryota; Viridiplantae; Streptophyta; Magnoliopsida; Rosales; Rosaceae
Product: beta-amyrin 28-monooxygenase-like
Biological process (GO): sterol metabolic process
Molecular function (GO): monooxygenase activity; heme binding; oxidoreductase activity, acting on paired donors, with incorporation or reduction of molecular oxygen
Source: RefSeq, a predicted model, not a curated record